Equus quagga is the source of this 1615-nucleotide messenger RNA. RefSeq names its product adenylate cyclase type 10-like. Lineage: Eukaryota; Metazoa; Chordata; Mammalia; Perissodactyla; Equidae. The transcript has 9 exons. Gene Ontology annotation, biological process: intracellular signal transduction; cyclic nucleotide biosynthetic process. Bases 1 to 1149 code for a protein of 382 amino acids. Gene Ontology annotation, molecular function: adenylate cyclase activity. The record is from RefSeq and is a predicted model, not a curated record. Gene Ontology annotation, cellular component: cytoplasm.
AUGGCGACCAGCGAGCAGGUGGCGGCGCCGCCUCUGUGGCCCAUAGAGGCCCGGUUGGCGGCGCUGCUUCCCGACUUGCUGGUCUUCAGGAAGCCCAGGGGGUCGGAACCCGAGCUCGCCACGGCCCAGGGCGUCCUCCUCGGUGUCCACGUGACGGGGUUUACAGCAUUGAUGGACAGGUUCAGCCUGACCUGCAAGUCGGAACGUGACAUGGACAAACUGGCCCACAUCUUCAGUUAUUACAUUAGUGACAUCGUGGAGCAUGUGCUCUGUUUUGGAGGGGAUAUCCUAAAUAUCACAGGGAAUGUGCUCCUGGCACUCUGGACAGUGGAACAGAAUCAACUGAGUGACAUCAUUACUCUGGUGGCAAAAUGUAGUCUGGAGAUACAGGAGAAAUUUGGGAUCUACCAUACCAAAGAAGGCCACGACCUGCAGCUAAAGAUAGGUCUGUCUGCAGGUCGGAUUUCCCAGGUUAUUGUUGGAGAUGAGCAGCGACAGUACCUCUUGGUGAUUGGGCGAGAUGUAGACGAUAUCCAGUUAGCUCAGCGUUUUGCUCAGGCAAAUGAGAUUGUCUUGUCCUGGAACUGUUGGAAGCUCUGUGAGCAGUAUAUGUUUGAAGUGGAAAUCAUGAGGGAGGAUGAAGCUGUGAAGUUAAGAGAUAUGCGGAUCAUUGACCCAUUUGAUUUUGAUGAGCAUUUUGACAAGUGCCUCGAUUAUCUGCCACAUUACCGGACAAGUGCUGACACUCUAAGAACUGCCCUGGAGUUGGAUCCAGACUCCGCACUUGAGCAAACCCUGCGGAAGCACAUCAUGAAAAACCUUUUGAAGAAGAUUGAUGAAGGCCAACCUAUGGAGUAUAUAUCUGAAUUCCGUACCGUGACUAUGGUUUUGGUCAGCCUAGAGUUCCACAAGACAGCAUGGAUGUUGCAUUUGUGUCAUCUUAUCCAGGAGGCUGUCUUAUACAUCUCAACAGUCAUAGAGAAGGGGGGUGGCCAGCUGAGCCGGAUCUUUAUGUUUGAGAAAGGCUGCAUGUUUCUCUGUGUUUUUGGCCUUCCUGGGGAUAAGAAGCCAGAUGAGUGUGCACAUGCCCUAAAGAGCUCCUUCAGCAUCUUCAGCUUCUGCUGGGAGAAUCUUGCUGAGACCAAGUGAGGAGGAAGGUGGGGCAGAGAGGAGCUUCUCAGGCCCCAGGGGGCUCUUCCGGCAGGGUAGGAGGCAGUAGCAAGUAGCAGGGAUUGAGGGCGUCCACAAUCUGCCUACAGGGGAGAGAAUGUGCCAAGUCAGAAAACAAGAUCUAUUAAGAAGUCACUAGGUACAGAACUAUGUUCUAGGUACCCAGAGAAAAUAAAGAUGUUUCCAUCCAUUGGGGUGGGAGAGGGGGAAGAAUAGAAUACACAUGGCAAGAUCAAGAACACUGCAAAGGAACUAGCAAAUGUGUAAAUUAAUAUAACACAAAUAAUACAUCUGUAUGUGGAUGGAAUGCCGAACAAAGUCUGCCUGUCUACAGGGAGGAGAAGUGUGGGAAGAGAGGUUGUAGGGCAAUUACCUAGAAAGGAAAGGACCUAUAAAUGAUGAAUAGAUUUGAAAAAGUUAUUUCUAAUGUUAACAUCAAGUCGAA